Molecule: messenger RNA, 1995 nt
Organism: Hevea brasiliensis (rubber tree)
Lineage: Eukaryota; Viridiplantae; Streptophyta; Magnoliopsida; Malpighiales; Euphorbiaceae
Exons: 6
Coding region: 1-1995 (664 amino acids)
Molecular function (GO): protein dimerization activity; DNA binding
Source: RefSeq, a predicted model, not a curated record
AUGGGUAGGUUAAAAUUGACGACUUCACAACAUUCACCAACAGAAAAGGAAGAAGAAGAAAAAGAAAAAGAAAGGGAGUACCUUCAACGACAGUCGGCAGCAUCGCAAUUCGCAGCGCAGAAGAAGAAGAAGAAGAAGAAGAAGAAGAAGUCGAAGGGAGAACGACAGUCGACAGCAAAUAGCACUAGUGCCACUUCUUCAAAAACUAGGGAGGAAGAAUCUAAUCAUUUGUGGAGAUAUGUAACUAAACUUGAGAAAACUGGAGAAGGAGGGGGUAAUUGUAAAUGGAUAUGCAAUUUUUGUGGACAAGAAAAGCAAGGGACUUAUACUAGAGUGAGGGCUCAUUUAUUAAAAAUCACUGGGAUUGAUGUGUGUAAAAAAGUGAUGAAUGAUAGUAUUUCUGAAAUGAGGAAACAAGAGGAUGAGGCAACAAACAAAAUUACCAAUUCACAAUCUAGGCGAGUUUCUUUGCCUAUUAGUAUAACUUCUGUUCCUUCAUUAAAUAUAACUGAACCAAGUAUUUCAGCAGCUUUGAAGAAAAAAAGAGUUAAUGAUUCUCCUUUUGGUAGAGCUUUUGACUUGCAAACUAGAGCUCAAUUAGAUGCAAAGAUUGCUAUAAUGUUCUACACUGGGGGUCUACCUUUUAAUUUUGCUAGAAAUCCUUAUUAUGUGAGUUCUUAUUCUUUUGCUGCUAAUCAUGUUUUGGGUGGUUAUGUGCCGCCUGGUUAUAACAAAUUGAGAACCACAUUACUUCAGCAAGAAAAAGCAAAUGUAGAGAGGUUGCUAGAACCAACUAAAAACACUUGGUUAGAAAAGGGUGUUAGUAUUGUGAGUGAUGGUUGGAGUGAUCCCCAAAGGAGGCCUUUGAUUAAUUUUAUGGUUGUUUCUGAGUCUGGCCCCAUGUUUAUCAAAUCUGUAGAUUGUUCUGGUAAAAUGAAAGAUAAGCAAUUUAUUGCUAAUUUGCCAAAAGAAAAUAUAUGUGCAGCAAAAAAUUUGGAAACUAAUCAAGAAACUUAUGAUGUGUGUCACUGGAUCACUGAAAUCCAUGGGGAUGCUUUGCAAAUCAAGAAUUUUAUAAUGAAUCAUUCCAUGAGGCUUGCAAUUUAUAAUCGGUUUAGCCCUUUGAAAUUGCUUUCAGUUGCUGACACUCGUUUUGCUUCUAUUGUUGUGAUGCUUAAAAGAUUUAAACUUAUUAGGCAUGCUUUAGAAGCAAUGAUUGAUUACAUCAUUGCUUUUACUGGGCCCAUUUAUGAUAUGAUCAGAGUUUGUGACACAGACAAAACAUGCCUUCAUUUGGUUUAUGAGUUGUGGGAUUCUAUGAUUGAAAAGGUGAAGCAAGUUAUUUUUGAUCAUGAAGGAAAGCAAGCAGAUGGAUCUUAUAGUGAAAAAUGGUUUCAAGAGGGAGAAGGUAGAGUGCCUCCUCAUAUGGAUGGAGAAGUAUCAACUGAAAGAAUUAAAUGCUUUAGGAGGAUUUUUUCUAAUGAAGAUGAGCGAAUUAGAGCAAAUGAUGAAAUUGCAAAUUUUUCUUUGAAAAGUGGACCUUUUGCUGAUCCUGAUUCUAUUGAAAGUAUGUAUGUUACAAAUCCUAGGAAAUGGUGGGCAUGUUUUGGUUCUAAUGCACCUUUACUUCAAAGGUUGGCUUUUAAAGUGCUUGGACAACCUACUUCCUCCUCUUGUUGUAAAAUAAAAUGGAGUAUUUAUUCCUUCAUUCAUUCAUGUAGAAGGAAUAAAUUAACUCUAAAACGUACAGAGGACUUGGUUUUUAUCCAUAAUAAUCUUCGUCUUCUGUCGAGAAACUCCUCCCAAUAUUAUAAUGAGAAGACAAAAUUGUGGGAUGUUGGUGGUGAUCAAUUUGGGAGUAUGGAAGAUGUGGGAGUUCUUGAAUUUGCCAACCUUUCAUUGGAUGAACAAGAGUUAGAGUCUGUUUUGUUUGAUGAAAAUGCAACUACGAACAUGGAGAAGGAGAAAUACAAUGAAGUUGAGGAAAUGUCAUAA